UCCGGCGGGUGAUGUCCGCCAUGGUGUACCCACGAGAAGAGACGCUGGAGCGGCUGACGCAGGACGAGAUCGUGCUGAACACUAAAGCAGUGAUGCAGGGUUUGGAGACGCUGCGAGGGGAACACGCUCAGCUCCUCAACUCCAUCCUGGACUGCGCUCAGCCGGCCGUCGCGCAGGAGAAAUCCAGCCUGCUCCGCAAGAGCCUGGAGGACAUCGAGCUGGGACUGGGAGAGGCGCAGGUGAUCAUCGCUCUGUCGGGUCACCUGAGUGCGGUGGAGUCUGAGAAGCAGAAGCUGCGUGCUCAGGUGCGUCGGCUCUGUCAGGAGAACCAGUGGCUGCGGGACGAGCUGGCCAGCACUCAACACAAGCUGCAGAAGAGUGAGCAGAGCGUGGCCCAGCUGGAGGAGGAGAAGAAACACCUGGAGUUCAUGAACCAGAUCCGGAAGCUGGACGAGGACGCCUCGCCCUCCGAGGAGAAGGCCGGAGAGAAGGAGAAGGACAAUCUGGACGAUCUGUUUCCAAACGAUGACGACCAGGGACCAGCUCAGCCCAGCGGUGAAGCGGCGGCGCAGCAGGGGGGCUACGAGAUCCCGGCCCGUCUGCGAACGCUUCAUAACCUGGUGAUCCAGUACGCGUCUCAGGGCCGCUACGAGGUGGCCGUGCCGCUCUGCAAACAGGCUCUGGAGGACCUGGAGAAAACCUCCGGACACGACCACCCAGACGUGGCCACCAUGCUCAACAUCCUCGCCCUGGUCUACAGGGAUCAGAAUAAGUAUAAAGAGGCGGCUCACCUGCUGAACGACGCUCUGGCCAUCAGAGAGAAGACUCUGGGGAAAGAUCACCCCGCCGUGGCCGCGACCCUCAACAACCUGGCCGUGCUGUACGGCAAACGCGGGAAACACAAGGAGGCCGAGCCGCUCUGCAAGAGAGCGCUGGAGAUCCGGGAGAAGGUUCUGGGUAAGUUCCACCCUGACGUGGCGAAGCAGCUCAAUAAUCUGGCCCUGCUGUGUCAGAAUCAGGGCAAGUAUGAGGAAGUGGAGUAUUAUUACCGCAGGGCGCUGGAGAUCUACGAGAACAAACUGGGCGCCGAUGACCCCAACGUGGCCAAGACCAAAAACAACCUGGCGACGUGUUACCUGAAACAGGGCAAAUUCAAAGACGCAGAGACGCUUUACAAGGAGAUCCUGACCCGCGCGCAUGAGAAAGAGUUCGGAUCUGUCAACAAUGAUAAUAAACCAAUCUGGAUGCAUGCAGAGGAAAGAGAAGAGAGCAAGGGUAAGAGGAAGGACUCGGGUCUGUACGGCAGCUGGUACAAAGCCUGCAAAGUGGACAGCCCCACUGUUAACACCACGCUGAAGAGUCUGGGCGCGCUGUACCGCCGGCAGGGCAAACUGGAGGCUGCCGAGACGCUGGAGGAGUGUGCAACCAAAAACCGCAAACAGGGCAUCGAUGCGAUUAAUCAGAGUAAGGUGGUGGAGCUGCUGAAGGACGGAGGUUGUGCCGGAGGAGACAGACGUCAGAGUCGGGACGGAGUAAAUGGCCCCGGAGGCCCCCGAGGAGACUGUGAAGGAGACGAAGCCGAGUGGAGUGGGGUCAGUGGAGCCCGCAGAGCCUUUGUUUUUAUUUAUAUGUGA
Molecule: messenger RNA, 1634 nt
Organism: Sinocyclocheilus grahami
Lineage: Eukaryota; Metazoa; Chordata; Actinopteri; Cypriniformes; Cyprinidae
Gene: klc2
Product: kinesin light chain 2
Exons: 10
Coding region: 12-1634 (540 amino acids)
Biological process (GO): microtubule-based movement
Cellular component (GO): cytoplasm; kinesin complex
Molecular function (GO): kinesin binding
Source: RefSeq, a predicted model, not a curated record